Messenger RNA from Onychostoma macrolepis, 8019 nucleotides. It is a transcript of the gene lrrc8c, whose product is annotated as leucine rich repeat containing 8 VRAC subunit C. The transcript is spliced from 3 exons. NCBI's taxonomy places the organism in Eukaryota, Metazoa, Chordata, Actinopteri, Cypriniformes, Cyprinidae. The record is from RefSeq and is a predicted model, not a curated record. Bases 2745 to 5123 code for a protein of 792 amino acids. Gene Ontology annotation, molecular function: protein binding.
GACAGAUGUAGCACGACAUAAUAACGCGCAAAAUCUAAACGGAAAGUGAGAAAGGCGGUUCUGGGAACGCUAUUGUCAUGUAGGCUACUGAAGACCCGCCCAAGGUAGCGCAGCCUAUAGCAGUAGGAGGACAGAACUGACUGAGAACCGCAGCCACAAGGACAUGCUACAGUCCCCGCUAGAAUCUUCAGCUGUAGACGGAGAACGCGCCUUCAAUCCAUCUAAAGGCUGCCUACUCCUGGAAGUGUAAUUAAUGUGCAUUUUAUAAGUUUCAAACCUGUGUGAGGAAUAUAUCUUGCAACAAAAGCCAGGAAUCAGGAGUUCCAGAUACUUGAACUGCUGCAGCUGUUCACAAAUGUCCAAAUAUUUUGCACUGCCUGAAGACAGCUGCCUGUUGAAGCAUGUUGCAUAUACAGCAAAGUUAUUUAAAGUUCUUUUUUUUUUUUUUAUAAUUGUUGUGGCUACCCAUUCUGUGCAUAGAACACAGGCAGAUUGCAUCUAAAUAUGCAAGCUUUGGUGCUGUCUCUUUUCUGCAGAAAUAUUUAUAAAAGUACAAUCUGUGGAUACUGGAGUAUAUAUUUUAACCUGAAUAAGACUGAUUGUGUUUACUCUGUUGUAAGCACCCUUGAACGGUUAACAUUUCUAGAAAGUACACCACUUGAGGAUGUAUGAUCAGCUGAGGUUGGUUUUUUGCGUAAUUCAUUUGCUGACCAGUUUGUGAUGAUUAAGCUACUAGUCUUGUACACUUUCCUGUAAUUGUUUGUGUACAAGUUUGGCUAUUUAUAUUUUAUUUUAGUGCAUUCACAUUUAGACUAAGGCCUAAAGUGUUAUUUCUUUGGGUUGACCUUGCGUGUUAAGUACAUAGGGGAUGUUUUUGUUUAUCUGAUGUUUUGAUCAGAGAGAGCAGUUUAGACUGUUUGACUUAAAAUGGAUUUCAAGUGUGUUUCAUCAGGUGCAGGACUACAACUGGGCACUUGUCUGCAUUUUGUGAAAGGUGCCUUAGUAAGUCUACUCAUUAGUAGGGGUUUAAAUGAUGUUCAGUAGUUCUACUACUCCCCUUCCUCGUGGCAUUCUGUGUUUUACUACUUUGUUGUGCCAAUGCUCUCCAUCUGUGCAGGCCUUUUAUAGGUACACCUAGAAACCUCUUUUUGGAGUGGCUGACUGCUGCAAAGUGAAGCAUAUGCAGUGGUAAUUUCAAUAAUUAAUAAGUUCAGUGGAAUAUGCUUUGUGUAUGAUAUGGUGCAAGAAGUGCAGCUCAAUAGAGUUUAGACGAAGCCUGGCAGACUGCCUACAUUAGGAAUCAUUAGAAUGUAAGGGCAUAUUAUUCUGGUCUUUGUGGCAGUGUUGUCUUGAAUACUUAAGGUGAUCCAAAUUCUUAUCCAGUGACUCAGGAUUCAUAGGUCAUUUGAAUUGCAACUCUUGAUAUUUUUACUUGUAUUUUUACAUCUUUUUCCACACUAAAUUACAGAAGGAUUUUUGUUUUGCACAGUUUUAUUUUGUAGAUUACCUGGAUGUUUGCCAAAUAAAUAGAUGCAUGGAUUUGAAUAUUUCAUUAGUUUAGUUGUAGAGACUGUGAAGGGAAAGAAUAUUUAGCUAAUGAAUGAGCAGCCAGUUAUACAGUGUUGCCCUGGAUAAUGGUCAUUAUUCAGAAAUAUUUUAUUGCUGAAUGUAGUAGUUGAAACAAGAAUCAACCACUAUUCCAAACAGCCAUUUAAUAAUAAUAAUUAUUAUUAUAAUAACCAGAUGAUACAAUAUGGUUGGAUUGUUGGAGGUGUGAUUUUCACACAAUGAAAGGCAAAUUUAAAUAUUCAAAUACAAAUGUAAAUAUCCAUUGUUGAGGUUAUAAUUCUUUGGCUGUUAAAAAAUUACAAUAAAUACAUUUGUUCAUGGAUUAGCCAGUGGCUGGUAGACUGUCAUUCCAUGUAGCUUAUUUAUUUUAAACAUCCAUCAGUUUAUAUUUAGGCUAGAGUAGUAUUGUCAAAAGUACCGGUAUACAAAGUUGGUACUGAAAUAUUAAAAAUGUCACAAUACCAUGGCUUUCAAAUGCUCCCAUGCGGACAGCAGGCUAGUUGUGUGCUUGGCCUGUGAAGAGCAUCAAAGGGUUUUGUUUACAGUGUUUUUUUAAAUGUCAUGCAUUGUAGCCAAUCACAGACAUGACUGUUGAGCUCAUGAAUGCAGUGGCCAAUCAGAGGUAUUUAAGCAUCUGCUCAGUAUCAGAAAUACAGUACAAUUCAGUGCUAGUUUUGCACGCUUGUGAAUCCUUUCAAUAUAACCAACAAAGUGUAAACACUGUGUAACUCAGAGAUUCAUUGCUUGGGAAGUGUCUUUGAUUAUGUAUGUUUUGUUUUUUGUUUUUUACAAGAGUGGUGAACUGAAGCGAUUCACAAUUUGAAUAAAAGUUGUAUUUUUCAUAACUACACACUGCAAAGUUUUGUAUUUGAAUGCAAGAAUGAAAUUAAAAUUCUGAUGAAUAUAUAAUGUGUUUCUUUUGUCUUCAUUGUAUUGCUCUUUCACUUGACCUUUUUAAUUAUUUACAAUUAUUAUUAUGAAUAAUUAACUCAUUUAUUUAAUUUCUUUUUUCCCAAAUAGUUAAAUAUGUAAAUCCAAUAGUUCCAAUAGUUUUUGUUCUAGUACUGAAUUAUCAAGAACUAUGAAAUAACUCUAGGCUAGCAUAUCAGCUGUUUUUAGUCAGCAUUUAUGCGUUUCUUCCAAUUCCUAAUUUUUCAUUGUGCCUUUACAGGAGUAUGAUUCCAGUGACUGAAUUCCGGCAGUUCACGGAACAGCAGCCAGCGUUCCGGGUUCUGAAGCCAUGGUGGGAUGUGUUCACAGACUACCUCUCUGUGGUCAUGCUCAUGAUAGGUGUGUUUGGAUGCACUCUGCAGGUGAUGCAAGACAAAAUCAUAUGCCUUCCUCAAAGGACAUUCUCACCAAACCAGACAGAGCUGAUGUGCCCACCUCCUUCCACAAAGCAUGAAUCGACAGUGCCUGUCCAUGAGUUGAAAGGACUGAAGACGAACUUGGAUAUUCAGCAGUAUAAUUACAUAAACCAAAUGUGCUAUGAAAAGGCGCUGCAUUGGUAUGCUAAGUACUUCCCUUACCUGGUUCUCAUUCAUACUGUCAUUUUCAUGGUGUGCAGCAAUUUCUGGUUCAAGUUUCCUGGCUCCAGCUCUAAAAUUGAGCACUUCAUAUCCAUCCUGGGCAAGUGCUUUGACUCUCCAUGGACUACGAGGGCACUGUCGGAAGUAUCUGGGGAGAAUCCCGAGGAGAAAGACAACAAGAAGAACAGUGUCAGUAGGUCAAACCUUGAUACUCCAAUUAGCGAGGGCAACCUGGAGAAGACUCAGUCUUUAAGAUCCAUUCCUGAAAAGAUCGUUGUUGACAAGCCAGCACCAAGUGUCCUUGACAAAAAGGAAGGAGAGCAAGCCAAGGCCUUGUUUGAGAAGGUCAAAAAAUUCCGCCUGCAUGUGGAGGAGGGUGAUAUAUUAUAUAUGAUGUAUGUCCGUCAGACUGUUGUAAAAGUGCUCAAGUUUAUCCUUAUAAUUGCGUACAACAGUGCUCUGGUGUCAAAGGUUAGGUUCAGUGUUACCUGUACGGAGAACAUGCAGGACAUGACGGGUUACCGGUAUUUCUGUUGCAAUCAUACUAUGGCCCACUUGUUCUCUAAGCUCUCCUACUGUUAUUUGUGUUUUGUUGGAGUUUAUGGACUUACAUGCCUUUAUACGUCCUACUGGCUGUUCUGUAUCUCUCUCAAGGAAUACUCUUUUGAAUACGUCAGGCAGGAGACUGGAAUUGAUGACAUCCCAGAUGUAAAGAAUGACUUUGCUUUCAUGUUGCACAUGAUCGACCAGUAUGAUCCCCUAUAUUCCAAGAGAUUUGCAGUGUUUCUCUCAGAGGUGAGUGAAAACAAACUGAAACAGCUCAACCUCAACCACGAGUGGACAGCCGACAAGCUUCGGCAGAAGCUGCAGACCAACAGCAAUAACAGGCUAGAACUUCAACUCUUCAUGCUGUCUGGUCUCCCAGAUACCAUCUUUGAGGUGACAGAGUUGCAGUCUUUGAAGCUGGAGAUUAUUAAUAAUGUUACCAUACCAGCAGCCAUUGCCCAACUAGAGGAUCUCCAGGAGCUUUCGCUUUACCAGUGCUCACUCAAGAUCCACAGUGCAGCCACCUCCUUCCUCAAGGAGAACUUGAAGGUGCUGCGAGUGAAGUUUGAUGAUUCCCGUGAACUUCCGCAGUGGAUGUAUGUGUUGCGGAACUUGGAAGAGCUCCAUCUGAUAGGCUCUUUGAGUUCUGAUGCAUCAAAGAACGUAACCCUGGACUCUCUACGAGAGCUCAAAGCGCUGAAGAUACUGACGCUGAAGAGCAACUUCACCAAGAUCCCUCAGUCCAUUGUGGAUGUGGCCAGCCAUCUACAGCGCCUCUGUAUUUGCAAUGAUGGCACCAAACUGGUCAUGCUAAACAACCUGAAAAAGAUGGUGAACCUAACAGAACUCGAGUUGGUGCACUGUGACCUAGAACGCAUACCCCAUGCCAUUUUCAGCUUGUCUAAUCUGCAGAUGUUGGAUCUGAAAGAGAACAAUCUACGCACCAUUGAAGAGAUUGUCAGCUUCCAGCACCUCCGUAAGCUGACCUGUCUGAAGCUUUGGCACAACAGCAUCGCUUUUAUACCCGAACACAUCAAAAAGCUUGGCAGCUUGGAGCGCCUCUACUUCAGCCAUAACAAGAUCGAGAUCCUACCUUCACACUUGUUCCUGUGCAACAAACUGCGAUACCUUGAUCUUUCCAACAACGACAUCCGUUUUAUCCCACCGGAGAUAGGCGUUCUCCAAAGCCUUCAGUACUUCUCUGUUAGUUGUAACAAAAUCGAAAAUAUUCCUGAUGAGCUCUUCUUCUGUAAGAAGCUGAAGACUCUGAAGCUUGGCAGAAACAUGCUGUCUGUCCUCUCACCAAAGAUUUCUUUCCUGGGAGUACUGACUCACUUGGAGUUAAAGGGUAAUCACUUUGAGAUCUUACCAGCUGAACUCGGCUCUUGUCGCGCCUUAAAGCACAGUGGACUUGUCGUAGAAGACAUGCUGUUUGAGACGCUGCCUUCAGACAUCAGGGAACAAAUGCAAGCAGAGUGAUGACUGCUUUGCUUUAAUGCCAAAUAUUGUAAUCUGACUCCUUAAGAGGCAAGACUCCAGGUGUUCCGUCCUGUAGUAUGUAUUGUGAUCUAUAUGGGUGAGUACUUGCAAUUUCAUGUUUAAAGCUGGACUUGUGCUUAAUGGCCUUUUAAUGCAAAAAGAAAGAGAGAAAUCUAGGGAUGAAUACCUUUCAAUGCCUUACAUUGUAUAUUAUGAAAAAAUCAUGUAAAAUGUACAAAUUUUAAGACUAUCUUAAUUCUCUAAGAUAUAUAUAUAUAUAUAUAUAUAUUGUAAGAAUUAUAGAACCUCAGACACUUUGAACUUCUGAGAUGGACAACACCAACACGGUGUAUUAACAUCUGUCUCCACAUCCCACUGAGAGAAAAUGCGGGAAAACGCCUCUCACAUAUGCAUCAGUUCCUUUUCAUCCCCUUCCUUCCCCUCACCCAUCCUUCCCUUCACUCAGCUCAAAAUGGUCAAUAGUAGAUUGUAAUGUUCUACAUGAAUGCAAGUGAUAUUUACAGUCAUGUUUGGUAUCAUUUGAAUUGUCUCAGGGCAUCUGGUACAAUGGGCUCAUUCUUACGAGAAGUAAACUAAAAGGUAAUACAGAUCCUAAGAGUUUAGAUAUAUUUUGCACACUGUAGAGGGUGGGUCAGUUUCCAGUGGUUUCUAUGCAAAAUUACCUUUUGUCCCAAAAGGUGUUAACUCGGUCAAUGCAAAUUCCAAUCGUUAGCUCCUGUCUCCAUCUCGGGGGAUGUUGGUCUUGGUCUGGGGUACUUAAGGAAAUGUGGCAAAAGGAUCGGGGCGAUCUGUAGCCAGAAGCCCGUAGUGUGUUCUCUAUACUUCACACUAUGUAUUUCUAUAAAGUCAGGUAUGCAUCUUUUACUCGUAGAUUUAUCUUUGAGAAUUCGAUGUUUGUAUUGAUAUGAUUUGAUAUCUCUGAAUUGGCUAUGUAAUUGACAUAAUACAUAUUUACCUGACUGAUAAUAAAUUGUUACAUUUGAUCUUAUUCUGUUUUACUCUGUAAUUAUUGACUCUAGUAGAAUACGUUGUAUCCUUGUUAGAGACAUGAGCACCUGAAUGAACGAGUAAAAUAUAAAGUAAAGAGUCACCAGAAUAAUCAAAUAUCAGAAGAAUACUAAUUAGAAAUAGACAAACAACCAAUUUGCAUUUCAACCUAAAUUCGAGGUUAUAAUAAAAUGGAGUCAGAUUAGAUAUUAAAAUGGAGUCAGAUUUGAAGUUAACCUAGACUGAAUAACUUUGCGCGCUGAAAAGGCCGAACACGCAGGAAACCUUCACCCACGAUUGGAUACCGUCCUUGGACCAAAUUCGUGGACCUUACAAUAUAUAUAUAUUUUUUUUUUUUUUAAAUCUGUAAAUCAUAAAAGUAGACAAAUUAUGACAGGGAUUCAUUUACAGACAGUGUGUGUGACAGCAAUUUCAUUGUAUGCUUUCACUGACAUUUGCUCUCAUAAUCCAUUAAGCUUUUGCAGGUCAAUUACUGUACAACAUGUUUUGCACUGGAAAUAGCGAUAUUAGAAUUUGCACUGGAAACUUUUAACAUUCCUUUUAUUUUACUUGUUAUGUGUAUGUAGGACUUUUCAAGGAUUUGAAGUAUAAAAGAUAGGAAAAUAGGUCAUGUAAUCAUUUAUUCUAGUAGUAUUUGUUUUUUUUUGUUUGUUUUUUUCUUCCUGCAUAUUUACUCUAAUAAUUCUAAAGCUUUUGGAGAGCAGGAUCCAUGUGCAUGUGUUCUCAGGUAGACUUUACAUGUUUUCUUUGUAUUACUGUGCUAAUGUUAAACAAAUUUGACUGCUGUUGGUAGUAGAUCCUGCAUAUAAAGGUAACUGCAUUUCAGUAUACCUCCUUUGUACUAGUUGUACCAGCUUCAAAUGUCAGAAGCAUUUCUAAAAGGGUCUGCUUUUUUCUGCUGUGUUUUGCUUAGUUUAAACAUACUUGACUUCUCCGGUCUAAGACUGAAUGCAGACGCAGAAGGCAUUUCUCUUACCUUAACUUAGCCGUUAACAUGUUUCUUAUAAACCAACAAUGUACUAUAAAUAGACAUUUAGAUUUAUUCAUCAUAUUAGUCAACAGUAUUUGUCAUUUAAUCUUGCAUUGUACACUGUUUCUAUUUUAUGCAAACUGAAAGAAAACAUUUGACAGAAACAAAGCUCCAAGCAUAUAUACAAAUGAAUUUUAAGAAAUGGAUUCUUCUAUAAUGUCUAUAAUAUGCAAAAAAAAAAAAAAAAAUCUCUCAAGGUGCACUAAGAUAAAUCAGGUAGACUUUACAUUUCCAUAGUAUUUUCUCCUAGCUACUCAUUGGCGAUAGAUUACGAGUGUGCGUCUUGUCUUGUCUCUGAUCUGAUCUUGCCUUGUGGGAGGUGACUCGUCUGAUGUACUGAGAUCAGCAUGUGGCCUUUUUUUGGCACCAUAAACAAGUGUCAUUGAGUCAGUGUUUGAUGUAUUAAUUCCAAGACACUGGUAAUACCUCGCUUUAAGAACGUUAAAAGUGGAUACUUGAGCUGUUUAGAUCACCUGACCUUUGUGUGUUUUGCGUGUAAUCCUCUAGUAAUAUCUACACAAAUGGCUUUGGUGCAUUUGUAGUGAUUUUUUGACAGUAGACCUGUCUUGGGUUACGAAGGUCAGUUCCUGUUCUGGACUCGUCUGGUCUGCAUGAUAAAGGUUAUAGUGAUGUGAAUGCCAAAGCUUCAGUCAGUGUUGACAUUUUUCUUUUAAAUCUGUGCAUUAAAUGAAGGAUAUUGAAUUUUUUGCCAUUUCAUAAAAGUGCUGACAUAUAGUGCCACCAUAUGCCUUAUUUUCCUGUUUUAUAUUAUUUUCAUUCUACCAAAGUGUUUUUGAUUUGUAAAACAGCAUAAAUAAAAUGCAUUUUUGUCCCUUG